This is a messenger RNA of Oikopleura dioica, 351 nucleotides long. The record is from the annotation of a GenBank genome assembly. Lineage: Eukaryota; Metazoa; Chordata; Appendicularia; Copelata; Oikopleuridae.
AUGCUGGGAGGAAAAUUGAUGACCGUUAUCGGCGAUGAAGAUACUGUUACGGGCUUUUUGAUGGGUGGAAUUGGAGAAUUGAGCAAAGAGCGACAUCCGAAUUUCUUCGUGGUGGACAAAGACACAGAGACGAAAGACAUCGAAGCCAACCUGCGAACCUUCCUGGCUCGCCCCGAUGUGGGAAUAGUGAUGAUCACGCAGUGCUACGCGGAGCGAGUGCGGCACCUGAUCGACGCUCAUGUGGAGCCGAUUCCGACGAUUUUGGAGAUUCCGUCCAAAGACAACCCAUACGAUGCGGAAAAGGAUUCCGUCCUCAAACGGGCCAGGGCCGUUAUCGGUGGCGAAGGGUAG